This is a messenger RNA of Stegastes partitus (bicolor damselfish), 1235 nucleotides long. RefSeq names its product origin recognition complex, subunit 4 (gene orc4). Gene Ontology annotation, cellular component: nucleus; nuclear origin of replication recognition complex. Lineage: Eukaryota; Metazoa; Chordata; Actinopteri; Pomacentridae. The record is from RefSeq and is a predicted model, not a curated record. Gene Ontology annotation, biological process: DNA replication initiation; DNA replication. Gene Ontology annotation, molecular function: DNA replication origin binding; ATP hydrolysis activity. The transcript has 8 exons. The annotation marks the transcript as partial.
GUGCUGCCGGUUGCGUGUGCACGGCUGCUCCCGGUGCAUUGUGGGAGUCGUAGUGACGCUGUGUGCCUGCAGACACCUGCUGGAGCUGCUGAGGCGCUCGGCCGUCCACGGGGAGAGCAACUCGGUGCUGAUCGUCGGCCCGCGAGGAGCCGGGAAGACGAUGCUGCUGCAGAAAGUCCUCAGAGAGCUGCUGCAGGACAAAGAGGCGCAGAAGAACCUGCUGCAGGUUCACCUCAAUGGUACGACGCCACCGCCACCGCUAGUCAUCACUCUCACACAUCUGGGAAAAGUUUACACACAUUUUGAUGAUGUCAGAGCCUCAAAAUUGUUUGGAUCUGCUACAGACAAUUUUAGCUUUGUGACUGAGCCUGAGGCCCUGAAGCUGAACUUGAGCUUUAAUGCAGGAGAUCGCAGCAGCAGCCGCCCGGUUCUGUUCGUCCUGGACGAGUUCGACCUGUUCGCCCACCACAAGAACCAGACGCUGCUCUACAACCUGCUGGACGUCUCCCAGUCGGCCCAGACGCCCGUCGCUGUGGUCGGCGUCACCUGCAGGCUGGACGUUCUGGAGCUGCUGGAGAAGCGGGUCAAGUCUCGGUUCUCCCACCGUCAGAUCCACCUGCUGAACAGCUUCAGCUUCUCUCGGUACCUGCAGAUGGUCCAAACCCAGCUCAGCCUGCCGGAGGACUUCGCCGACCGCCGGUUCGCUGAGGACUGGAACGCCAGCAUUCAGUUUAUCGUCCCAUCUUUAGAGUUUAAGAAGUUUCUGCAGAGGAAGUCCAACUCCAUGUACAACUUUGAGCAGCCGGUCAUCAUGAAGGCCUUCGAGCAUCUGCAGCAGCUGGAGCUGAUCCGGCCCGUCGACGGAUCCUCGGCCAAAACUCAGAGGGAGUUCCAGCUGAUGAGGCUGAUGCUGGACCACACGCAGAUCAUGGAGGCCCUGCAGAAGUACCCACAAUGCCCCACGGACGUCAAGCAGUGGGCCAUGUCGGCGUUCGGCUGACGAGUUUCUGCACCGGGACUCUUGUUAAUAAUGUGAACUUACACCUCAGAGUUUGGAGAUUCACACGAGAGACGCUGGUUUGGUUUCUGGUUUUUCUCCUCGCUGCAGAUUCUGGACUGAAUCUCCUUUAAGACCGAAACAAACUGGAGGUCGGCGCCGAGGAAAAGCUUCACUGAGCGACAAACGUGGACGUUUAAGGUUUCACAGCUGAAUAAAAUGAAAAAAUAAAUCAUGA